Rubroshorea leprosula is the source of this 688-nucleotide messenger RNA. The record is from the annotation of a GenBank genome assembly. NCBI's taxonomy places the organism in Eukaryota, Viridiplantae, Streptophyta, Magnoliopsida, Malvales, Dipterocarpaceae.
AGAAAAUGGUAUGGCCCUUGUUAAUUGUCGUGGGCCACUCUGAUGUUAAUUGUCGUGGCCCUUGUUUUUUGGUUUGCAGUUAGAGAAGCGGUAUUUGCGGAUGUGGCAGCUGCAUUUGAGACUUUCCUGGGUAAGAAAAUGAAAGAGGAUGAAGAAGAGGACGAGGGACCAGACGACGAAGGGCCGGAGGGCGGAGGGCCGGAGAAGGACGAGGGACCGGAGAAGGACGAGGGACCGGGGAAGGAGAAAGAAGAGGGAAAGAAACGAGCACCAGACUCUGCUUUGGAGGGUGGAAAGGCACCCAAGAUUUUGAAGGCAUAUUUAGCAUGCAUGGCUCUGUUGACCGCAUAUUACGUUGUGCAAAGCAUGGAGACAAUCCAAAUGCUUGUGUUGGUAUGGGUUGAGGCUUCUCAAAAAACUGGAGAAAGAAAGCUUUCUUAUAAUAUUGGUGAUGGAUUUGAACUGUCAGCGAUUCGCGAAUAGGGAAGGAAACACCGGCAGAAUAAAGUGUGUGUUUCCGUAUAUGUUGGUUUUACCUCCAUUGAUCUGUUUGAGUAGGAGAAUUGGUAUGAAUUUAGGAUUUUCUUCGAGGUAUGAUUGCUCAUGUGAACCAGAUCUGUUGUCCCGUAUAUCACCUGGCAAAUAAGAUUUCCAUUUAUAUUAAUUUUAAAAAAGUCAAUGAGGUAAA